AUGCCGCCCAACGAAGCAAUUAUAGAGCAAGCGAUCGCUCAAUUGAAUCGACAAUUGAUUCCUAAAUAUGCUGAGGUUGCAAAGGAAUUCGGAAUCAAUCGCGUUACCUUGAUGCGGCGGUUCAAAGGUCAACAGGUCUCCAGAACAGAGGCAACAUCAAUCUACUGUCAGAAUCUCACGAAUACUGAAGAACAACGCCUCCUAUUUCAUAUUAAUCAGUUAUCCGAUCGCGGCUUCCCUGUGACACCUCAAAUACUGCGCAAUUUUGUAUUUGAGAUCACCAAAAUGCAAUUGCAGGAGAAGAUCAAGCAGUAUAAUAUCCUACCCCAGAACACCUACAAUUUCGAUGAAAAGGCUUUCUUCUUGGCCUCCUUCGUACCCUCAAGCGAAUCGUUUCUAUAG
Molecule: messenger RNA, 402 nt
Organism: Histoplasma mississippiense
Lineage: Eukaryota; Fungi; Ascomycota; Eurotiomycetes; Onygenales; Ajellomycetaceae
Exons: 2
Coding region: 1-402 (133 amino acids)
Source: RefSeq, a predicted model, not a curated record